Messenger RNA from Pecten maximus, 1269 nucleotides. RefSeq lists its product as uncharacterized. NCBI's taxonomy places the organism in Eukaryota, Metazoa, Mollusca, Bivalvia, Pectinida, Pectinidae. The record is from RefSeq and is a predicted model, not a curated record. The transcript has 2 exons. Bases 680 to 988 code for a protein of 102 amino acids.
AUUGAAAGUAAUUUCAGGGAGUAUUGAAUUUGAUUUUAGAUGCCUAUUUUCUUUCAUCAGUAAGAAAUAAUGAUCAGUUAUUAAGGAUGAUUAGUUCAUCUGCAAGUGUCGACAGUUUUUUUUGGAAAAAAUCGCAGUAUUUGUAAGAUGUUAACGGAUUUUAAUUUCCCCCCGAUUUCACCGGCCAUAAUACCAUGCCGGUUUUGAAAAUCCGUUGAGUAACAUUGAAAAUACUGGUUCAUCAAAUCAAAAUGUAAUGGUUAGAUAACUUUAUAGUAAUUCAUACAUUUAUUGUUGUUAUUUACCAUCUUUAGAAGUAAAUGUUAUGUUUUGUUGUCUUAUAGCAUGGUCGAUUCUCGUUCUUGGUGGGGCAUCAUCGGGAUUCGAUAUAAUCUGAUAUUAUUUAGUGUAAACUCUGUUGUAUAAUAGAUAACAUAAUAUUUUAAGGCAAUUUGUCUCAUGUUGCUUCGUUUCCGUCGUUAAUGAUAUUGUACACAUGACAAGCGUGAGGGCCUCGAACACGGCUGUCUUGCUCAAGUCCCUAAAGUAAAAUGUUUGUUAAUUUGCGCUUUUAAAGAAAAGUGACAAUAAUGAGUGGCCCCUUUCUUAUUUACGCUAAUAUUUCAUCGAGUUAGCCAUAUGCUCACAUCAGUCCUUUUGAGUUGUAGUAUAAUCCACAAUGCCAAAAAGCAAAACAACUGCUAGACUCCCAGGUAGGAGGCCUUCACGGAGACCAGCCAGAUUCACUCGGGAUAACGAGACUGAUGUUCAGGUGGAGGGGGAACAACCGAGGGAGCCCUCGCAGGCAGCCGGCAACUCUACAUUGUCUGAGGAGACUCUAGAUACCAUCGUUGAGAGGGUGGCCGACCGCGUAACACCGCAACUCAUACAGGCUAUAAGCGCCACUAGGACUAGUACUGAAGUGUCGCAGUCCUCUAUGAUUCUUCAAUCGUCAUGGCUUCCUUCCUUACCAGUGCCGAAUUGGUAAGCGGAAUUUUAGGAACACCUCAAAUGUUUCCAAUAGACUUUGGAUUUUUCCUGACUAGCAACAGGUGAAUGAUCAAUUUAAUGUUGCACAUAUAUAUUUCUUUAUUAAUGCUACUACCCAUAUCAAGGGCUUCUGUUCCCAGAGCUCUCGAGGGUUUUUGGAUCAUAGUAAAUCCAUUUGGAUAAUUUUGCUAUUACCCAUAUCAUGGGCUUCUGCUCCCAGAGUUCAUGAGGGUUAUUGGAAGCCAUGACCUUUAUAGGCCAAUUAAAAGUAUUAAAUUA